AGUGAGACGCGCAACUGUCACGACCCCCACUUCCGGCAGCGCGCUCCCGGAUAGAUGAGGGGGCGUGAGCAUGCACAAGCUACGUGCACGAGUGGUCAGCGUGCUCAUACUCCUCGGAUGUUGACAACCGUGACAUUAUUUACUGUGGACACAUGCGUUUGUUUUGUUUCUGUUCCGGAGUAUUCUGUCACGUCGCGAGACGUAAGGGAGUAGAGUACGGAAGCAGGGUUGCAGGGAGCCUGGAGCCUGUCCCAAGGCCUAUCCCGUGGUGCCAACCCAUCGAACAGGGUGUAGGGGCAGCUAUGGUACUGAAGGUGGCACCAUAUCACAGGUUGAGCUCUUCAGGUUUUAUGCACAUGCGUGUCUGUUCCUAUGGACUCUGUGUGUGUAGAUCACCUAUCUCUCUCAUACACAGACACACAAUCACACUGUCUCCUCUCUUCCUUGCACUCUUGUUUGAUUUUUCUAUGCAUAGCUUAUGCAAGACUGCAUUGCCAGCAAUUAAGGUACAACAGGCUGUAUUUUGCUCUGCUUUCCUCUUCCCUCUGCAUCCCACCCUCCUCUCUCAUCUCUUUCUGCCGCUCACGGCUGGAGGAUGGCGAUGGUCUGGGUGAACACUAAGAAGGGGGUUGUGCAAGAGCUACUGCGUAGACUGAGCUAUAUCAGUCAUAACAUUGAUGAGAUUAUGCAAAAGGAGACAAGUCCAAUCUGUGCUGCUGACAUUAUCACUGAACUGAAGAAGAAGUUUGCCUUCCUGUCGGGUGGCAGAGGGCAGGAUGGCAGUCCUAUCAUUAUCUUCCCAGAAUUCACAUCAUUUGGUGAGAUCAGUGAUCAAGAGUUUCACAAUGUUCUCACCUAUCUGACAAGUGUUCCCAGUUUGAGUGCAGCAGGGGUGGGCUUCAUCUUAGUGAUUGACAGGCGCCAGGAUCGCUGGACAUGUGUGAAAGGGACAUUACUCCGUAUCUCGAGUGGCUUCCCAGGAAACCUACGGCUGGUCCUGGUGCUGCGGCCCCACACACUCCUCCAGCGCACUCUUUCAGACAUUUUCUUCAAAUUCCAUGGAGACGAUUUCAAGAUGAAAGUGCCGGUUAUCAUGCUGAGCUCAGUGGCUGAGUUACAUUCGUAUAUAGAGCGAAGUCAGCUGACCCAAGAACUAGGUGGCACUCAGCAAUAUUGCCAUAACACCUGGAUCUCCCACCGCACAGACAUAGAAGGCUUUGCUGUCUUAGUAAAGAGGAUGACACAAAGACUGCAGGUGUUUGGUAGGGAGCUGGCAGAGACUGAGCUACCAGACACUACUCUAGCAACCAGCAAUCUGCUGAAAACACACAGCAGCAAGAAAGAUAGCAUGAAGGAGGAGCUGGCGGGAGCUCUGGGACAAGGGCGUAAGAUCUUGGGGAACAUCCGUGAACCAGUGCGCAGGGACCCAGACGGCAGUCUGAACCCAGACCAGCUGGAGAACUUGGCCACUGUGCAUAGGCUAUUGUCUCAGUUAAAUGAGUGUUCGACAGCAUUUGAUGAUUUCUGGCUACAGCAUCAGAAUAAGAUGGAACAGUGCUUGCAACUCUGUCAAUUUGAGCACAACUUUCAGGAGGUGACAGCAGAGCUGAAGCUAGUGACUGAUAGACUGGCUGCUUUCUCACAUGUAGGAAUAAGCCAAACCUACACAGAACAUCUCCUCAUAGAACUGACUGACCAGGAAGACAAAUCCUUUGAACUUCUGGACAGGAUGGAAGCACUGAUUAUUGAAGGCCAACAUUUCACUGACAGCUGUGAAAAUAGUAAUGAUAAUGUCAAGAUGAAGUGUGCUGACCUGCAAAAUGCCAAAGAGAAUCUCUUACAGAAGUUCAAAACCAAGAGAUGUCUGCUGCUACAGGCCAUCGAGCUCCAUCAGAAAUUGCAGAGUUUAUGUAAAUGGUCUGAUGAUGGUAUUUAUAUACUGGCAUCUCAGCAGCUUGACAAGUGUCAGUCACAGGAGGGGGCGGAGUCUGCACUGCAGGAGCUGGAGGGCUACAUGGAGACAGGCAAUGAGCUACAGCAGUGGGAUGUAUGUGUGUUCUGCAGAGAGUAUGAAAGUGUGUUAAGCAAAGAGCUGAAGGAACAAGUAGAGCGAGUGUUUGAAAAGAGGGUUUUGCUACAGGAGAUGUUUCAGAAACGGAGGGUCAGUCUCAAGAAGCUAGCAGCCAAACAGACACGCCCAGUCCAGCCUGUAGCCCCUACGCCUGAAGCCAUUAAAUCACCUCCUUCCUCACCAGAUCUUAGAGACUGUGGGAAGAGCCAUGCUAGUAUAGACCCCCAGAGUGACUUUAAUGAAGUAUCUUCUGAGCAAAAUACUGGAGGCAGCCGUACUGUCUCAGUGUCGGACGAGGAGGAAAACCUGGCUGUACUCCGCAGGCAUGUAAUGAAUGAGCUGCUGGAAACAGAAAGAGCAUAUGUAGAAGAACUUCUGUGUGUUCUACAGGGCUAUGCUGCUGAGAUGGACAACCCUGCCAUGGCAUCCAUCAUUCCUGCUGCCCUGCAGAACAAAAAGAAUGUGCUGUUCGGUAACAUGCAGGAGAUCUACUUCUUCCACAAAACGAUAUUUCUGAGAGAGUUGGAAACUUACACAGAUCACCCUGAACUUGUGGGCCGCUGUUUUCUUGAGAGGAUGGGAGACCUGCAGAUUUAUGAGAAAUACUGCCAUAAUAAACCUCGAUCUGAGAGCCUGUGGAGACAGUGCUCAGAUUGUGCAUUCUUUCAGGAAUGUCAGAAGAAACUGGAACACAAACUAGGGUUGGACUCUUACCUACUGAAGCCUGUUCAGAGAAUUACUAAAUACCAACUCCUACUGAAGGAGCUGAUUAAGUACAGUAAAGGCUGUGAGGGUGUUGUGGAGCUACAGGCAGCUCUCUCAUCUUUACUGGGGAUCCUGAAGGCAGUCAAUGAUUCAAUGCACCUUAUUGCAAUCAACGGAUAUGAAGGUAACCUUGGUGACCUGGGCCGGCUGCUGAUGCAGGGUUCAUUCAGUGUGUGGGCAGAACAUAAGCGUGGCCAUGUGAAGAUGAUGGAGCUGGCACGUUUCAAACCCAUGCAGAGACAUCUGUUCUUACAUGAGAAAGCUCUGCUCUUCUGUAAGAAACGUGAAGAAAAUGGCGAAGGAUAUGAAAAAGCACCAUCCUACAGCUUCAAACAAGAGCUGAGUAUGAGUGCCAUUGGAAUCACUGAACAUGCCAAAGGAGACAAUAAAAAGUUUGAGAUCUGGUUGAACUCCAGAGAUGAAGUAUACACGGUGCAGGCGGCAUCGGAAGAGAUUAAGACUAUCUGGGUGAGAGAAAUCCGGAAACUUCUAACAGGACAGCUGGAGGCCUGCAGGGAAGCUAGCCAGCAGAAGACUACUGCUCAAUUAAAUGCAGAGGACAAUUCACUUGAAAGACCAAUGAGAGAUGGACUGAGUAAUAUUAACGGAGGAGUUGAGAAACGGAGGACAGAAGAGGAAGGAGGCAAUGAACCUAGCAGUCCAGGUCACAAGAAACCAGAGAGAGCAAUGAGUUCAUUCUCUGGCUCCGACACCAAACCCAAGCGACAGGAUGUCAAAAGUGACCCAACACCCUUAGAAACAGGGUCACACCCCCAUUUAAGUGGAGUCAAGUGGUUAAGUACAUCGAGCCUGUUUCAGAAUCGUAGGAAAGGAUGGAUUAAAGGCUCUGUUUCAUUGGAUCCCUCUGAAGAACAUGUUGGGUAUUUCAUCCAUGAAGAUCAGGUGACCUCUGAGCCAGAAGAGGAACAAGAAAAUAAACUUGACUGUGAGUGCGUGAGUGCUACAGGUGAGGAACCCAAAGCAACAGAAUCAUAGGAUGGACAACCAUAAAAAGGCGAUAGUAAGUGAAAUACGAUCUUUAAAACCUGUUGUUGGAUUUACUCAUAUGGUUUAUGGUUUACAUCCAAUUCCAAAACCAUGGGCAUUAAUAUGGAGCUGGUCCCCCUUUGCUGCUAUAACAGCCUCCACUCUUUGGGGAAGGCUGUGGGGAUGGCAAACCACGUCCAAAAGGGUAUCCUGCAUCAAUACAACAACUGAUAUCAAAACAAUACUUUGAAAAGUAUCAGAUGAAAAAAAAAAAUCAAUUACCCAUCUCAGUCUCCAGUCUUGAUUCAAAGAAGGCAAUGACAAAAUAAAAUGAUUAAAAAAAAAAAAGCAUGAUGAUACUCUCUGUACUAAGGUACUAAAUACCUUUUUCAGGAGACUGUAUUUUAAAGAUAAUUUUGUAAAAUCCAAAUAAGCUUUACAGAUCUUGUUUUUCAUGCUUUUCAUGCUAGAGAGAGUUUGUAUAUAUUGUAACCGUAGUUUUGACAGGUAUAGGUCAAAGGUCAAAAAGAUACACAUUCUAACUCUCUAUAUCUAGAUCAAAGGUCAUGAUCAUAAAAAUAUGAAUAGUUAUGUUAAAUCUGGAUCACAUCCAUUCGUUACCAUACAUGGUGCGGCCAUGUGUUUUUCCGCCCCACACACGUUGCACACAUGGUACAUCUAACACUCUGUGGUAGGUCAUAAUAAUAUAUAUAGUUAUGUUAAAUCUGGUUCACAUCCAAAUCGUGACCAUACAUGGUACGGCCAUAUGUUUUCCCACCCCACACAAGUUGCACACUCAUGUUUUUUCUUUUCACAUAGAAUAUGAAACUCUCUGUGGUAGGUCAUAAAAAUAUGUACAGUCAUGUUAAAUCGGGUUCCCAUGCAUUCCAGACACAUAUGUUCUCAUAACUGGUACGGCCAUGUGUUUUUCCGCCCCACACACGUUGCACACAUGGUACUUCUUUUCACAUAGAAUAUGAAACUCUCUGUGGUAGGUCAUAAUAAUAUAUAUAGUUAUGUUAAAUCUGGUUCACAUCCAUUCGUUACCAUACAUGGUACGGCCAUGUGUUUUUCCGCCCCACACACGUUGCACACAUGGUACAUCUAACACUCUGUGGUAGGUCAUAAUAAUACAUAUAGUUAUGUUAAAUCUGGUUCACAUCCAUUCGUGACAGAAACGUUACCAUACCUGGUACGGCCAUGUGUAUCCCACAUCCAAACAAAAAUAUCACACACACACACACCCACCCCCGCACACCCACACACACACACACACACACACACACACACAAACACACACGUGCACGUACAGACAAACGCAUGCAUACGAACCUGCUUAUAAAAGUCGAGCAUCCCUCUAGGUUUUAUAAUACUCUGUACUUAGAACAACGUGUGCGAUCUUACAACAUGGCUGAUGUUUGUCCUAACGCGCCGAAAAAAGCUCACCCUUUUUUGGGAAGAAUAGAAAAAAUGUUAGAACAUGAAAAGAUUCAAUAUUGGGUAAUGUCAAACGGAUGUACAGCCGGGUUUUUUUUCGAUGCAGAAAAAGGAACCGUUUUGCUUUUCAAGUUCUCGGUCCCGGGACACACAAUCUUUUCCUUUCACGUAGAAUAUGAAGCACUCCGAGUCAGGCCUAGGUCAAAAGGUCAACAACGUAAAACCCCCGUUCUGAUGCAUUCCCGAGCACAAACACACCCCACACACACACACUCGAAUGCAUACGAACCUGUUUAUAAAGUCGAGCACUUCGAAAGUUUUAACAUCGGAAAAGGUUCGACCGAAUUUCCAGAGUCAGUUCUUCACUACUUCGAAAGUUUGAACAUCGGCAAAGUUCAACAGAAUUUCCAGAGUCUAUCCUUCACUACUUCCAGACACCAUGGAUUUCUCGGCAGGUAAAAAAUUGUAUUUUAAUCAAUUAAUAGUUAAAUAUAAAUUGAAAUACAAUGUUUAUGUAAUUAUCCAGUAGGCAAUGAUAUUGAUAUAAACUUAGAACUAAUCAUUCUGAGUACAAAAAUCAUCAUCCUUAUCUGGUCAUUAUGUAAUCUGGUACGAUACUUUAUCUAAAUUGUAAAUAUUCAUUACAUUUAUAUUACAGUGCAAGACCGAGUUAAGCGCAUCUGAUUCUAGUGUAUAGACAGCUUGGUGAUUAUUUCUGAUGAUGAGAUUCCCGAAACAACCACUCAUGACCUUUUGAAUCUGAGUUCCACACAAUUUGAGGGAAACGUGACUAACAGUGAUUAUGACGGAGAUAUUUCAGAUACGAGUGAUGCAAUAGAAGACCAAGAGGAAAUUAUCUCGGAAACCGACAUUCAACAAGACAUCGAACUACAACAGAUUUGCGCAAUGUGGCGUGAAUUCUUCGAAGCAAAGACUGAUUUAUUGGAAAACUUUGGACAGAUUGAUUAUACACUUGAUUCUGGUCGAGGUACAGAUUUUAUCCCUUUACUGUACAGCACGCUUGAAAAUGUGAAUAGAUGUCUCACAGUGAGCAUAAAGUUGAUUAGAAAAUUGUAUGAUAGAUAUGGCGCAGAAGCGACUGAAAUGCAGUUCGGAUAUGGAGACUAAAAAAAAGAGAACCGAAAAUUCUCCAUUAUCACAUGAUUUCUUUUAUGACGGAAACCAGAGUUUUUCAAAUGAUUCGCACACACCCCUGAACCCAUGUUUAACUGAAGCGAUCAACCGGCUGAACGAAAGUUUAAUUCCGUCACACCAAGUCGUUAGUGAGAGACCUAAUCAUAGUCCAAAUCACGUCGUAUCAAACACAACGGUGACGCCGAAUGAUAUAUUUUCUGAAUUAAAUCAAUGUCUGUUAGAGUUACAUAAUAACCUAAAUGAACACGGUCAUUCAGUACAAAUAAACCCUGAUCUAAUCGAUGCAGUCAAUCAGUUGAAUGAAAAUUUAAGAUCGUCAGAACAGAGCAAUACUCAAAAUGAAAACCCCAGUCGAAAUUCCAUUCAAACUGUAUCAAGUACGCCGGUGACAUAUUUUUCGAAUUAAAUCAAUGUCUGUUAGAGCUACAAAAUAACCUAAUUGAACAAAGAGAAUCUAUGCAGAUAAAUCCAUGUUUAAUAGACGUGGUGAAUCAAAUCAAUGAAAAUAUGUCAUUAUCUCCCGUUCAGAAUAUCGUCUCGACUCCAGAAAACGCUCAGGAACCUAGACCGUUAUGUUCUCAUGAUAUGAUACAUGAACUUAAUCAAAGUCUUAUGAGGAUAAAUGACGGUCUUGUUAACUUAAUCGAAAACCCUGACAAUAUUGCACAAAAUUCGGAAAACGAUAAUGAACGCAACCGCCCAAUGGAAAACAUACACUCACCUAAUACCCAAGAUUCUCAAAUGGAAAACAUACAUUCGCCCGAUACCCAAGAUUCUCAAAUGGAAAACUCGCCCGAUAUCCAAGUAGAGCAAGAGGGUGAUGGAUUAGAUCCUAAUAUUAGAAUAAUUAAUCCGGAAAGAUUCAACAACACUGAGAUUAGGAGAAGAGUGAAUUUUUCUUCUAUCGCGAACGUUGACAGCUUUGCAGAUUUUUAUAAUUAUGUUUUAGAGAUUUUAAACAGCGCGAUUGAAAUCGCUAACAAUUUAAUUUCUGCCAAGGAUGUAGUCACCGUUGAAAUUAGAGGUGAUACGAUCAAUGUUUCAUCACGCGUUCAAUUAGACAAUGGUGUCAUCGAUUUAGGUUCUUUUCUGACCAUGCUCGAAAAUGCAAUUCAGAGUAAACGUGAAAUUUUUACCGAUAAUACCCUUGAACUAGUUGUCCAAAUCGUUCGACCACCUCGGGGUGGUGGAAUUAGAAGGAAAAUAGACCAUAUAUUCAAAACAGAAACCCUGCAGAAGAAAAUGCAGCAUCUAUACAUUUUUCACAACAGAGACAACAUGUGCUUCGCCUUGUGUGUUAGCCAACUAUUGAAUCGUGAAAAAAAUGAUUUUGAAACCGAACAAAUCGCUAGAAAAUUACAACACGAUGUGGGAUUAUCGGUAAACACCGCUGUCAGCUUCGCUGACGUACCGAGAUUUGAGAGACAUUUGAAUUGCAAAAUCGUAAUCGUACACUGUUCUGCUAGCAAAGCCGGAUACUCUUUCUUUCAAACUAGCAAGACUCCCCACGAAAAAACCAUUUACUUGUUUUUACAUGACAACCACUAUUACGGGGUUAAAAGUAUCACCGGACUUUUAGGAACGAGUCAUGUUUGUCAUUUCUGCCAUUCGGGGUUUGACGUUUUAUGGAAGCAUAAAUGCGCUUAUAGCUGCAACGUUUGUCACUACCCCGAUUGUUACAAACACCCUAAGAAUGUUACUAAAUGUCCAGAGUGUCAGAGACUGUGUAGCUCCCAAUACUGUUUCGAGAUGCAUAAAGCAAAGAUUCAAUCGCACAAAGGCAAAUAUUCUAUGUGUGAAACGGGAUUCUACUGCGGUAAAUGUAAACGUGUGAUAAGGGAUAAACCUUCUAAUCGUGAGAAUCACGUAUGUGCCCAUUUGAAAUGCAUAUUCUGUGGCCAAAAACUCGAUGAGGAUAUCGAGCAUAGAUGUUUUAUACAGAGGGCCAGGAAAGAAAGCGAAAAUACGGAUUAUGUGUUUUACGAUUUCGAGACUAGGCAGGAAACAGGAACACAUGUAGCUAAUUUCAUAUGCUGUAUUGAUUUUAAGGGAGAGGAGUGGGUGGCUGAAGGGGAUGAUUGCGUCAGUGCCUUCUUUAAAAAGUUUCGGUGUAAUGCAUACCACGGAUACAAGUUUAUAGCCCAUAACGCUAGAGGGUUCGAUUCAUACCUUUUGUUAAACCAUUUAGUGAAAGAAGGAAUCACACCCGAAAUCAUAGCACAAGGCGGUAAAAUUUUGUGUUUCAUCGAUACCGCGUUUCGUCAGUCCUACAUUGAUAGUCUAUCGUUCUUACCCAUGAAAUUGAGUAGCAUCCCAAAAGCCAUGGGUUUUUCGGAAAGCAAGAAAGGCUAUUUUCCCCAUUUCUGGAACACCGUAGAACAUCAGGAUUACGUAGGGCCGUAUCCUGACCCUAAGUUUUACGGUGUAGAUGGCAUGAUGCCUAAGGAUAGAGAAGAAUUCUUUAAGUGGUACAGAACGGUUUCUGACAAAGUCUUUGAUUUCAAGAAAGAGAUGGCGGAAUACUGCGUGAACGAUGUAGAAAUUUUGAGAAAGGGUUGUAUAGCUUUCAGACAAGAAAUUCUGGAUAGUACAAAGGUCGAUCCUUUUAAAUGCAUAACGAUCGCAUCUGUGUGCAUGAAAAUCUUUAGAACCAACUUCCUGCGUAAAGACACUUUAGCUAUUCCGCCUCUUGAUAAUUACAUCGCCACUCAGAAAUCUUUCUCAACACCUUCCAUACAAUGGCUCGAAUAUGUUUCAAAAACGCAAAACCUACCCAUUCGCCACGCGUUGAACGAAGGUGAAGUCAGGUUCGGUACCUAUUACGUAGAUGGUUACUGUGAGGAAGGGGAAAACCGUAAGGUUUUUGAGUUUCUUGGGUGUUUUUAUCACGGCUGUGAAAAGUGUUUUCCCUCAAUGACCCCGCAUCCUCUUACCAAAUCAAACGCAACCUUCGGAGAUAUCCGUCAAAAAUCGAUGGAGAGAAUUAAGAAUUUGCAAGACACUCUCAAUUUGCAAGUCACUCUGAUGUGGGAACACGAGUGGAAUGAAAUGAAGAAAAACGACAAUCUCGUGCAAAAUUUUCUAAAAGACUUUGACUUUCCUGAGCGUUUAAACCCUCGAGAUGCUCUUUACGGCGGUCGAACAAACGCGUUAAACUUGCAUUAUGUAGCUCAACCCGGUGAGAGAAUCGAUUAUUUCGACUUUACCUCGCUUUACCCAUUCGUAAAUAAGACAAAGACAUACCCGAUCGAUCACCCUAUCAUCAUUUAUCGUGACUUUCAACCUCUGAAAUAUUACUUUGGUAUCAUUAGAGCAAAGGUAUUACCACCUAGGGGUCUGUGGGCACCUGUUCUACCAUUUCGUGUAAAAAGCAAACUCCUCUUUCCUCUAUGUAGAACGUGUGCUGAACAUCAGUUAAAACAUUGCGAUCAUACGGCUCAGGAGAGAGCUCUUACCGGAACAUGGGCAUCUAUCGAAAUUGAGAAAGCCGUCGAAAAAGGUUACAAAAUUCUAAAAGUGUUUGAAGUGUGGCACUUUCCUAAAAGGUCUGAUAAGCUUUUUACGAGAUAUAUUAAAAUGUUCCUCAAGACCAAACAGGAAAGUUCAGGUUAUCCGGCCUGGGUCGUUGAUGAAUCAUCUAAACGUGAGUACAUUCGCAAAUAUAAGGAGAACGAAGGGAUUACGUUGGAUCCGAAAUUUAUCACUGUUAAUCCUGCCAAAAGAUCCGUGGCUAAACUUGCACUAAAUUCGUUGUGGGGUAAGAUGUGUCAAAGACCAGACAGAUCAAACACGACCUUAAUUCGUGAUCCUGCCAAGUUUUUACAGUUCAUGUUCUCCGAUAUUUAUAAUGUGAGUCAGUUCUCUUUUUUGAAUGAGGAGGUGGUGAUGGUACAGUGGCGUUACGCAGACGAGAGAUUGAUUAAACCGCUAAACGCUAAUGUAUUCAUCGGCAUUUUCACUACAGCGUACGCUAGGCUUGAGCUGUACAAUUUGAUGGAUCGAUUGGAUCAGCGUUGUUUGUACACAGACACAGAUAGCGUCAUUUUUAAAAGUAAGGAAGGUGACUGGAUGCCACCCUUAAGCGAUUACUUGGGUGGUCUUACCAGCGAACUAGAUGAUGGCGAUCAAAUCGUGGAAUUUGUAAGCGCAGGUCCUAAAACCUACGGUUACAAAACCAUGAAAGGAAAAACAACCAUGAAAGCUAAAGGCAUUACUUUAAAUUGUAUCAAUUCUGAAAUUGUCAAUUUGAAAUCACUAACAGAACUGGUGGACGAGCGAGUGAAAAAUCCGGAUCAUACAGGUCAUCUCGUAACCACGCAUAACCAAAUCGUGAGAGAUAAAAAGGGGUUUCAUUUGAGAAACAAAUCACAGUUGAAAAGGUUCAGGGUUGUGUACGAUAAGCGUGUUUUAUUAUCUGAUUUUACAACUCUCCCUUACGGCUAUUAAGACUAUUCUUGUAUAUAUGUGUAUAUAGUUUCUGUUGAUGUGUUUUGUAAAGGAAAAUAUGAACGUGACUGCUUUUGACGCUAGGAUGCAACUUCCCUUUUCAUGUAUCGUAUGUGGACCGAGUAAUAGUGGAAAAUCUUUUUUUAUCAAAAUGUUGUUGGAAAACUGUAAAGAGGCAAUGUCGGUUGUUCCGGAAAACAUUGUCUGGUGUUAUACGUGUUGGCAGCCUCUGUACGAUGAAUUAUUGACCAGAAUAAAAAUAAAUUUUCUUCAAGGAAUCCCUGAUUCUUUGUGUGAUGACGAACUAUUUCCUCCAAAUAAAAAAAACUUGUUGGUAAUCGAUGACUUGAUGGAAUCCGCCAGUAAAAAUGGCGAAGUAGAAAAGGCUUUUACAAAAUACACACACCACAGAAAUCUGAGCGUCAUCUACCUCGUUCAAAACUUGUUUUUUCAAGGAAAGACCAGUAGAACAAUCAACUUGAACACCAACUACAUGGUUC
This is a messenger RNA of Ictalurus punctatus (channel catfish), 11361 nucleotides long. It is a transcript of the gene mcf2lb, whose product is annotated as mcf.2 cell line derived transforming sequence-like b. The record is from RefSeq and is a predicted model, not a curated record. The transcript is spliced from 35 exons. Gene Ontology annotation, cellular component: extrinsic component of membrane; cytoplasm. Gene Ontology annotation, biological process: positive regulation of Rho protein signal transduction; DNA replication; intracellular signal transduction. NCBI's taxonomy places the organism in Eukaryota, Metazoa, Chordata, Actinopteri, Siluriformes, Ictaluridae. Gene Ontology annotation, molecular function: DNA-directed DNA polymerase activity; DNA binding; nucleotide binding. The coding region runs from base 596 to 3832 and encodes 1078 amino acids.